Dipodomys spectabilis (banner-tailed kangaroo rat) is the source of this 3976-nucleotide messenger RNA. RefSeq names its product KIAA0895 ortholog (gene Matcap2). The coding region runs from base 43 to 1602 and encodes 519 amino acids. NCBI's taxonomy places the organism in Eukaryota, Metazoa, Chordata, Mammalia, Rodentia, Heteromyidae. The transcript has 7 exons. The record is from RefSeq and is a predicted model, not a curated record.
GCACCUGGGGAGCCCACCGGCCCGGCCGGCCCGGGAGGGACCAUGCUGGAGUCUAUCCGUGUGACUGAAAAACUUCACUGGCCUGAGCAAGAACUUGCUAAGAAGUCUGUUCUAAGUGCAGAAGAAUCAUUGAUCCUUGACAGCAAGAGAAACUUUUCACCUUUAUCCUGUGGAAUUCUAAAGGACAUUUUCACAACUGGCACUAGUAGUUACAACGUCCUGCUACAGACCAAAGAGGAGAAAAAGUAUUUACAAAAGUGGUCUUCCUCUAUCUAUUCCAAACGAUGCAGAAAGCCUGGCAAAUCACCUAGCUCCUCUUGUAGCAAAGAUCUUCACAGGGUGAAAGCCGAGGAGCCCGUGACAAGCGAUGGUACUUGGUACUGUCUGGAAAGGCAACCUGGUGUUUGCAUCACUGCUUCUGUGUCCAGUCCUGUGAGACUCAUGCAUGCUAUCUCUCUUACAGGAAGCAGCAUAGGACUGCCACCUAAAGCCAAAAACAAGGUCAAGCAGCACCAUUCCAUCCCCCUUCCAAAGCCAAAGCAGCUGCAGCCUCAGCUGUCUAGAAGCUUUGAAAAAGGAGACGACUUUUCUGGAAAGAAAUUUUGUAUAUUGACUGCUAUAAAGCCAAUCAACUUAGAGAAAGAAAAACUGAGGUUCUUCAAGUCGGAUUAUACCUAUAAUCCUCAGUUUGAAUAUGCCAAUUCUGCUCUGCCAAAUGUGUUAGCCAAGCACGGCAAUGCAUCUAACCGGUUUCUCAAACAGUCCAUUCGUAUUAUGGAGCUGACUUUACAGAAGUAUGGAAGCUAUGAGAAAUUUGAACAAGCCACGGGUGGUAGCUUGCUGUCUAAGCCUCGGAUCUGGAGUCACGUUAGGAAGUACAUGCUGAAGGAGGGCUGCUUGGGAGAGAUUGUAGUACAUCUCACUGAAGAUCUACUUUCACGAGCCUCGAUGACAGUAGUAAAUGGAUGUCCAACUCUGACCAUCAAUGUUUCAACGGCCCGUGAGCACUGGCUGGAAGGAAUGCUGAGGCAUGAGAUAGGCACACAUUAUUUUCGAGGAAUCAACAACCUCCAGCAGCCAUGGGGUAAUUGGGUCGGUCGUAGAAAACAUGAGCUAAAGCCCAACAACCCUACAGAGGAGGGAUUGGCAAGCAUCCACAGUGUUCUGUUUAGAAAAGACCCGUUUUUAUGGAGGGCUGCCCUCCUCUACUACACUGUGUAUCAAGCCAGCCAAAUGUCAUUUUGUGACCUCUUCAAAGAUAUUGGCAAGUUUGUCAAGGACCCUAAUACCAGAUGGGAUUAUUGUGUGCGAGCCAAGCGAGGAUGGACUGACACUUCCCAGCCUGGAUGUUUCAAUAAAGACCAAGUGUACUUGGAUGGAACCCUCCAGAUCCUCCGAUACAGGCGCUCUAUAGACUUCUACCUGCUGACUGCCCUGGGGAAGGUUUCCUAUGAAGAUGUGGAUCGCUUGAGAGGACUGGCAGUUACCAACAAAAUGCGCGUCCCUCACUUCCUGCAGGACCACAGCCGGUACAUGGAGCACUUGGAGAAGAUCAUGGAAGUGAAUGAACUGACUGACACAGAACUGAAAGCCCUCAUCUAGCAACCUCUGUUCUUGCAGACCCUGCCCAGUCACACUCCGUGUAUGCCACCAGCGAGAUGGAGUUGGUACCACCAAUUCAUAAAAGAAGAACGACUGUUUGCUUGAGUUUUCUCAAGGAUGGUCGUCAGUAUGCAGCUGAAAUUUUAAGUUAAGUACAAACUUAAACCAUUUCCCUUAACUAUUUCUAUAGGCCACAGGGGAAGUUCCUCGUGUUUUCAUCUCUAAGUCAGAUGAAAUCCUCCCGCUUACUUUCCUUGAGGCUUCCUGGGGGAAUGGAGUGAUGAACUUCUAAGCACUAAGGCUAGCUCCUGCUGGAGCAGCCCAGUUCCUAGCAGCGUUCUGCACACUCCAAGGUUAUAUUUUUUCCUCAUAAACAUUGGUAAAAAUUGUUCUCCUUUCAAAAAUUAGUUUUGUGACACUCCAAAAAGCUAGCUAUAUCUAAGUGCUCUUAUUUCUCUUGUAUGCUAAAGAAAGAGGCAAAAGCAAUUUGAAAAAUUUUCAUUAAGUCUCUCAUUUUCUACUUUACUGUUUCACCUCAUAGGAACUAAUUAGGAAAUUGUGCCUGGCUUUGUAUGGAAUUGUUGUGGUAGGGAUCAAGCCAAGGGUGUGGCUUCUGCUCAGAAGCAGGCGUGUGUGCUGUCUCUGAGCUAUACCUGCAGCCUGCUGACAAGCUCCUUUUUGUCCAGUUAAUUCUUAAUUGAACUGUUUUCAUUUGCUCAGAUAUAUUUUAAUUUUACCUCUUUAUAUUUUUACCCAAAGGUUUAAGUUUUCCCCUCUUCAUUCUUUUACACAAAAGAUAAGCAUGAGUUCCUGAGAUACUUAUCUACUCAAAUCAAGAUGUCUGAGGAAGGAAGAGAAAGGCUUCUUGGCUUUUUUGAGGGUAGGUGGGUAGAAGUAGGCUGUGGUGGAAUAGAACAUUCUGGGCAUUCCAAUGGAUAAACCAGCCUCGUGGUUCAUCUCAGUGUAUUUUAUCCAAAUAUUUCACUUCAUCAAUCAGUAACAUAAUUUGAAUGAAAAAAUGGAGAAUUUUGUUUUGUUAUAUCAGCUUUUAUAUACCCAACAUUCAAAUUGGUUGGUUUUGGUGUGUACCUGGGUACUUGGAAUCCAAUAUUUCUUCUUGCAAACUUACUGUAAUGAAUGAAAAGAAUGCUGUUGUAAACACUAAUCAAGAUAGUGAGACUUCAGCUUCUGCCUGGAGCUACCCAAGAGCUUACCUUUACCUCAGUUCCAUCUCUGAUGUGGUGCUAACACUGAUCGUGUAUAAGGAUGCAGAAAAUCUUCUGCAGGCUAGGUGAUACGAAUUCUUCUCUUCUCAUAUCUGGAAAAGGGUUAGAGCAAGUAGGAUCUGUUCUGGCUACUGGUUAGAGGCUCUUGCAAAAACCAUGUAGCCUAAAGGCCAGGCCCUCUAAGCAGUGAAAGCUCCACUUUGUGCCUUGCUCGCUACACGUGUCCACACACUGUUUGCCAGAAUUUAUGGAACACACCAAGUUUUCUACUGACACCUCAAGCAGGUGUCUCCUCUAGCAGUUGUGUACUUGUAGCUUGGUAUGGUGUUUUCUGACUUCAUCUUAGAACUCAUGAAAGUGGGUCAUGAGGACCAAAUCCUGGUGGCAUCUGUGUGCUAUGAAUUAAGCCUGAAUGUUUGUCCAUUUAGCAUUUGCAAGCAGAACACUGUUCAUUUUCAGGAUAAAGGAAAAUGAUGCACCUUCAUUUCCUAGUGGUAGAACAACUUGCAGUGGUUUGAUAGUAGUUGAUAAGUUUGGGUAUUCUCUCUGAUGUGGAAAAGGAGCUGCCUCUUGACCCUUAUUGCUUUGAUACAGGAACAAAAAAACCAUGAGUGUUGUGAUGGCAGGAAUGACCUUAAAUUAUAUUAAUUGCCUAUAAGAUGUUUUAGAAGUUAGAUGUAACCAAAGGUACUUUCAGAAUGGCAGAAAUAAAGAGCUUUAAGCUUGCAAACUUGAGCUCAAAGAUUAAAUGUUUAUUCUUUCCUGAAGUAGGUCAGUUCUGCUACCUAAAAGUUUCAAUAAACAGAAAGUUAUAGCAACAGCACUUAGAUAAAGAUCAUAUGGCAUUUAUUAUAAUACACUCUUGCUACGGGUUAUUAAUUAGGGUUCCGUCAUUUUCAGCCACCAUAAUUCUAAUAUGUAGUUGAAUCAAACACCAGGUACCCUGACAGUAAUAUUAAUGUUUGCAAACAAACCCAUAGUUUCCAUUUCCUAAAAGUUUGGCAUUUGUAAAAGUGCUUAAAGUUAGUAUUAACUGUUUUAUAUACCUUCAGGCAUUUUGUGUCUUCUUGUAAUAAAAAGAGAUAGAUCCAAAAUUCUUGAAUAAAGUAUAUGGAUAUGUAUGCAUAUAAACCUCUGUUCUUGGAAAC